Messenger RNA from Effrenium voratum, 642 nucleotides. NCBI's taxonomy places the organism in Eukaryota, Dinophyceae, Suessiales, Symbiodiniaceae. The record is from the annotation of a GenBank genome assembly.
AUGCUGAAGCUUGCUGCUUUCUGUAUCGCUUUGGUGUCAGCCGAUGAGCUGGCAGCACCUAUGCUCGAUGACGACGAGUGCGCAGGUGAGCAGUGUGCCCUGAACGCUCUGCAGCUGCGCACGGCCCCGGACUCGGAUGAGUCCAACGCCACCUUGGGGAGCUGCGGCUGGUGGCUGGGCGGUGACAAGCUCUGGGGCUGCGGGGACGGCCUGGAGGUUGUGACCGAAGACAACAAGAAGUACUAUGAUGCGGGGAUGUAUGCAGCAAAGAAGCGCUGUGGCGGACCCGAAUGUUGCCUCAUCGUGAACCCCAUGCACCAUCGAACGGUCGAGCAGUUCCACAUCCACUUCUUUAGAUAUCAGGGGAGCUACGCAGAAAACCUCAAGGCGAGGGUGGAGAAAAUGACGUGUGGAAAAGACGGGGAGUGGCAGCACGGUCAUCUCCCUUGCCACGGCAAGGCAGCCUUCUUCUCGGGCUAUCCCUACGUCUUUACGGAGGUCAUGAAGCAGGGCGACAUCUCUCAUCAGAGCAUCAUUGUGUGGCCCAGCUCAUGCGGUGGGAAGGGUGCUAUCAUCGAGCUGGCCGGGCACUGCAGCAUUGAACACCAAAUUCGUGGUGAUUUUGACGCGUCGAAGAGGUGA